This is a messenger RNA of Python bivittatus (Burmese python), 885 nucleotides long. It is a transcript of the gene WFDC1, whose product is annotated as WAP four-disulfide core domain 1. Gene Ontology annotation, cellular component: extracellular region. Gene Ontology annotation, biological process: regulation of cell growth. Gene Ontology annotation, molecular function: peptidase inhibitor activity. The record is from RefSeq and is a predicted model, not a curated record. NCBI's taxonomy places the organism in Eukaryota, Metazoa, Chordata, Lepidosauria, Squamata, Pythonidae.
UGGAGAGCUUUUUAACCAUUACAAAACCUGAAGCAAGUUUCAUCCUCCCCAGGAUUUGCAAUUUUCAUGUUUGAGAGUGCACAAAGAGUGCAGAAGCUGGAAUGGGGGACAAGCUGCAUUUUUGGACCACGUUCUUUACAACGACUUUAUGCCUCGUGUUUCUGCUCUACCCGCCCUGGAACUAUGCAAAGAAGCGCUGGAGAAGACAACUGAAGGCUUCACCGCUGAAGCUGGUGGAGAAAUACGACGACUAUGAGGACUCUCUUCAUCCCCACAGUAUACACUACCAGAAGAAUGAUCAGUGCCCACCACCAUCGCAGACCUUACCAGAACGAGCAUGUGAAGUGCCCAGCUGCCGAUCAGACUCAGAGUGCGAGAAACACAAACGUUGUUGCUACAAUGGAUGCAUCUAUGCCUGCUUAGAAUCGGUGCCACCACCCCCAGUUUUAGAUUGGCUGAUUCAGCCCAAACCCCGUUGGUUGGGUGGAAAUGGCUGGCUACUGGAUGGACCGGAGGAAGUUCUACAAGCUGAAACAUGCAGCACCACUGAGGAUGGGGACGACCCACUGCAUUGUCCAACAGGAUUUGAGUGCCACAUCAUUCAUCCUGGGAAUGCUGCUGAGGGUAUCCCCAACCAGGGGCAGUGCAUCAAGCUACGCACAAACUCUGAUGGGUGGAAUCUAAGACCCAAAUACUACAAGGAGUAUUUUGGACGCAGUUCCAAUAACGUGGUGGGUUAUGUGAAGCAAACACAGAAGCACCUUGGUUAGUUCAAGCCAAGUCUUAAGGAGAAUUCUUCUGACUGGUCCUGGGUGAAGGGACAAUGAUAAUGUUGGACAGGCAAAGAAUAACCAUUACCAAGUGAAAAUAAACCAGGAGAACCUA